CUAUUAAAAUUGACAUGUAAACGAAUAAUAAACGUAAAUAAAACGCCUAAAAUCACGCCGCUUACAACUUGGGAGAUAACAUAGCUGACGCCUCCUAAGCUUCCAGUCGACACAUUCCACGAAAACGUAGGCAAUAUCCACAAUGGACAUCUCGAAGGCACCUAAUCCGCGCAAGCUGCAGCUUUGUCGCACCUACUUUCUGACUGGAUUCGCUUUCCUGCCUUUUGUUUGGGCCAUAAAUGUUUGUUGGUUCUUUGCGGAAGCUUUUCGCAAACCAGCUUAUCCCGAGCAGAGUCAAAUCAAACGCUAUGUCAUUUACUCAGCAAUAGGCACACUUCUUUGGACAAUUGCGCUGAUCACCUGGAUUGUAAUAUUCCAAACGAAUCGGGCUGCUUGGGGCGCAACUGCGGACUAUAUUAGCUUUAUAAUACCACUGGGCAGUGCAUAAUUGUAUAUAUUAUAUGUAUAUU
Drosophila montana is the source of this 470-nucleotide messenger RNA. It is a transcript of the gene pen-2, whose product is annotated as presenilin enhancer. The transcript is spliced from 3 exons. NCBI's taxonomy places the organism in Eukaryota, Metazoa, Arthropoda, Insecta, Diptera, Drosophilidae. The record is from RefSeq and is a predicted model, not a curated record. The coding region runs from base 143 to 448 and encodes 101 amino acids. Gene Ontology annotation, cellular component: gamma-secretase complex. Gene Ontology annotation, biological process: Notch receptor processing.